CUUCUACUGGGCCAGUAGGACCAUGUCGAAUGAACUCGCUGUGAUUUGGAAACCAAAAAUAAUACUUUCAAACAGCACCUCUAACCACAGUGCUUUUGCAAUAAGGCCAACAAGUGCUCCCAAAAACCCACAUCAGGAAUGGCGGACCUCCCUGGAACCAUACCACCCUCAGAGGGCACCACAGGCGCUGGGGAGACAGCAGAGUUGGAGUGCCCGGUCUGCUACCAGGAAUACAACCAGGGACCCAAGUGUCCUCGCAUGCUGGAGUGCUUGCAUGUCUUCUGCACGGAGUGCCUGCAGAAAAUCCAGCUGUCUUCCCCCAACCCGCCUGACCCCACCGCCACCCCGGCCAUCUCCUGCCCCCUCUGCCGCCACCCCACCCCUCUGGAGACGGGGGGGCCCCUGUCCCUGCCCUGCCAGCACCGCAUCAUGGCACAGCUGCCACACGUGACCUUCCGCAUGCCCCUGGCGGCUCGGCUGGCCACUGUCACGCAGCGGGUCGUCCUCUCCCUGGAGUCCCGGGAAGCUCGGUUCAUCAUCCUUCCCACCGUCAGCCUGCGGGUGGAGCAGAUGGGCACCGAGAGUGACGCCAACAGCCGCUCGCUCUUGUCCAGCGACGCCGGGGAGCUACGCCAGAGGCGCCAAGCUUUGAUUUGCGUGCAGCUGAUCUCCGUGGUCUUUUGGCUCAUGUUCAUCAUGACCUGUGUCGUAGGAGUGGUGUUCGGGCCCAACUUCUUCCACAAUUAACCAAACCUGAUUUCCUUUUGUCCUGGUGUCCGUUGUAACAAACAUGUGGUCACUGUCUGGUCCAACAUGUUUGCUUUGGUGUUUUAUAAUCUAGAGAAUCAAUCAAGUGGGAAAUAAGGGUGACAAGGUUUUAACUUUGACUUCUGCAUUUGGACAUCGGAAGUUUGAAAGCAAACCGGGGUUGGUGAUACGCAGAGUUUAAACAAGAGUGAACAAUUUGUAAUCGAUUUUAAGAACAAACAGCUACCUUUUCUUGAAAUCAGAGCUAUUCCCGAUUUCUAUGGUUUAAGUCAAGUUGAGACCCCCCUCAUAAAUGAGAUGGUAGCCCGUCACAGGUCGUAUGCUCCAUGUGUGAAACGUAAGCUUGGUUGAUUGGGGUAAUCUGGAUACAACAGCAAAGACUGGGCUGGAGCAGAUCUCCAGCCAAAUCCUCAGUGCUAUUCCCUUUUGAAUGCUUGCAGGGAAUGAUAUGCAGAGGCCUACAUUUGCAGCCAAUUUGUAAUUUUAACCUUGAAUUCAAAAGAUAACAGAAUGAUUUCAAUUAAAGGUUCUGAUCAUAUUAUUUCUAUUUUCUGCUCCAAUCCCGGGUUCAUAAGUGCUCAGCGAUUUACUCAGACUGGUUCGUGCACUGAUCUUUCCCAAGUCUAUAGCACAACCUAGAUUAAAUAGACACAAUUGUCUGUUCUCCUGGCUGAGACUUCGGACAACCCUAUUUUAAAAUGAACAAAUGUGGGAUAGGACUGAAACUGUGGAUGACAUCUCGAAUCCUUGCAGACUUGAUGGUUCAUAUUUCUCUUUAUUCUCAGGCCUCUCAUGUUACUUUCCUCUUGGUCCUCUCUGGCGCCCCCAUGUGGCACCUUCCAUUGCCUCCUCAAGAAACCGUUGCUGGAUUGCAUGGUUCACCAUUGGAACGUUGCUUUUGUUUCAGAUAUGCUAGAUGUGCUAGCCUGAGAUUCUCCAAUCCCAUUCUUGGAAAGUCCCAGUCUGAUAAGUUCAUAUCUCCCCUCUCCUUAUAGUCAUUUGGAAAACGUACAUCAUCUAUCAGCUAAGAAAGUAAUCUGUUCGAUGAAAAGAAGCUAGAUCCUGGAGAGAAGAGGAGGAAUCAGAUCUUUCUCCAAACAAUUUCUAACACUUUUAACUUAAGAAAUUGCCUUUGUCAUUGAUCACACCUGAAUUGAUCUUCAGGAAUUGAUGUAUUUUAAUAAUUGAUAAUUUUAUUCAUUAUUUGUAAAAACUACUGGACUGGGACUCUCCAGGACCAAAUUAGGAAACAUUUGCUUUGGACCGUGGAUCAGAGAAUAAUAUUUUGAUAAUUCCUCUAUCUUGUUUUGACUACUUUGCUAUAUGAUAUUAUUGUGUUAAUGUACUUGCUUGUAAUUGUUCUAUUCAUUACUUUUAAUAUGUUACAGU
Lepisosteus oculatus (spotted gar) is the source of this 2157-nucleotide messenger RNA. NCBI's taxonomy places the organism in Eukaryota, Metazoa, Chordata, Actinopteri, Semionotiformes, Lepisosteidae. The record is from RefSeq and is a predicted model, not a curated record.